Molecule: messenger RNA, 1357 nt
Organism: Sinocyclocheilus rhinocerous
Lineage: Eukaryota; Metazoa; Chordata; Actinopteri; Cypriniformes; Cyprinidae
Product: homeobox protein Hox-C11a-like
Exons: 2
Coding region: 64-1122 (352 amino acids)
Biological process (GO): regulation of transcription by RNA polymerase II; anatomical structure development
Cellular component (GO): nucleus
Molecular function (GO): RNA polymerase II cis-regulatory region sequence-specific DNA binding; DNA-binding transcription factor activity, RNA polymerase II-specific
Source: RefSeq, a predicted model, not a curated record
UGAAUCUCACAGAUCUUACCCAGCUGAACCACUCCUACGCAUCCAUGUGUUCCAAAUUGAUAUAUGACAAUAUCUACUUUCGAUCACGUGUUGCGGGGCGACUUAGACGGAUUGCGCGUCAUCUCGCCUUCCCAAAUUUUCUCCUUCUGCAGCUCGAAUCCAAAACAUCAUAUCUGUAGUACGGACUACAGGAGAAAGAUGUUUAACUCUGUUAAUCUGGGCAACUUCUGCUCCCAGACGCGAAAAGACCGGACAUCCGAGUUUGGGGACAGGACUGGCUGUGCCUCCAACAUCUACCUCCCCAGCUGCACCUACUACGUUCCCGAAUUUUCCGCCGUCUCUUCGUUCCUUCCACAGGGGCCCUCGCGACAAAUCACAUACCCCUAUUCCACAAAUCUAUCUCAAGUGCAACCAGUGCGAGAUGUUUCCUAUGGUCUGGACCCCUCCAGCAAGUGGCACCACAGAACCAACUAUGCAUCGUGCUACUCAGGAGAAGAUCUGGUGCACAGAGACUGUCUUCCGCCAUCCACCAUGACAGAAAUGCUCAUGAAAAACGAGAGUGUGUACAGCCACCACCACCACCAGCAUCACCCGAACUCUAGCCACCCGUCCACUGGUUUCUACACCGGCGUAGGGAAAAGCAACGUGCUCCCUCAAGGUUUUGACCGCUUUUUUGAAACCGCCUAUUGUAGCACGGACAAUCAGUCAGAACAUUGUUUACAAAAGAGCGAGAUGAACAAAUUAGAGACUUCGUCCCAGCAACCCACAGCUGUUUCCGCAGCGCAGGAGCCGGAAAAGGACGCAGAGGAUGAGGAGGAACAUACAAAUUCGGUCUCGUGCACUUCAGCAGCUACUAAGGACGGCAACGCAAGCAAGAGCAGCCAUUCGAGUAUCCCGCGCACAAGAAAGAAGAGAUGUCCAUACUCCAAGUUUCAGAUUCGUGAACUGGAACGAGAAUUUUUCUUUAACGUUUACAUCAACAAGGAGAAAAGGCUGCAGCUGUCCAGAAUGUUAAACCUUACUGACAGACAAGUCAAAAUAUGGUUUCAAAAUCGUAGAAUGAAAGAAAAGAAAUUAAGCAGAGAUCGCUUGCAGUAUUUCUCUGGGAAUCCGUUGUUGUAAUUGUUGAAAUGGCGUUGCCUUUUAUUUAAUGUCUCUGCAAACUAAAAUUACGUAUGUCUAAAAAUGCCCAUCAAGCUAAUUAAAUAAUUAGAAAAUGUGUUUGUUACGGCCAACAACAGUACUAAAAACUGUUAGACUUGUUUGAUUGUAAUAGCUGAGGGUGGGGAGAGAGAAUGCAAAUUUGCUUAAUGUCAAAUUAAACCGGUAAAUUGUGAUUCACAAACUAAAACGUACA